Molecule: messenger RNA, 4125 nt
Organism: Pantherophis guttatus
Lineage: Eukaryota; Metazoa; Chordata; Lepidosauria; Squamata; Colubridae
Gene: ATP6AP2
Product: ATPase H+ transporting accessory protein 2
Biological process (GO): positive regulation of Wnt signaling pathway
Cellular component (GO): membrane; external side of plasma membrane
Molecular function (GO): signaling receptor activity
Source: RefSeq, a predicted model, not a curated record
UACGACGAAAGGCGGGACAUUCGGCAUCUGGGCGCCGGAUGCUUUUUCUUGGCCCUGACUGGAACGGCGGUCGGGGCAGACGUGAGGGUGAUGGCGCUUAGGUGGGGAGUGCUGUGGGUCGCCUCGGUGCUUCUGGCAGUUGUUUCUGCCAAUGAAUUCAGUGUAUUAAGAACUCCUGAAUCUGUUAUAUUUCGAGAAGGAAAUUGGCCAAUUCCUGGAGAACGGAUCCCAGAUGUGGCAGCCUUAUCCAUGGGCUUCUCUAUUGAGGAAGAUCUCUCUUGGCCUGGGUUAGCAGUAGGUGAUCUCUUUCGGCGUCCGCGAGCUACUGUUCUUGUUACUGUAACAGGGAUAGACAAGCUAACAAUGCCUAAGAAUGGAGUAUCUUACCCAGUUGAAAAUGCAGUUCCCUUCAGCCUGGAUGGGGUUGCAAAUGCAAUACAUACUUUAUUUUCUGAGGAAACGCCAGUAGUUGUCCAACUAGCUCCUAGUGAAGAAAGAGUUUAUAUGGUGGGAAAAGCAAAUUCUGUAUUUGAAGAUCUUUCUGUCACACUGCGGCAGCUUCGGAACAGACUUUUCCAGGAUAAUUCCAUUCUUGCUUCUCUUCCCCUCAACUCAUUAAGCAGAAACAAUGAGGUUGAUCUCCUCCUCUUGUCAGAAUUGCAAGUUUUGAAUGAUAUCACAAGCUUGCUUUCUAGACACAAACAUCUGGCCAAGGAUCAUUCACCAGAUCUAUAUUCUCUAGAACUUUCUGGGUUGGAAGAAAUACGUAAAAGGUAUGGGGAAGAUUCACAGCAGUUCAAGGAUGCUUCUCAGAUUCUUGCAGACUCUCUGCAAAAGUUUGCAGAUGAGAUGUACAACAUCUACAGUGGGAAUGCAGUGGUAGAAGUGGUAACUGUGAAGACUUUUGAUACUCCCUUUGUGAGAAAAUCCAGAUCUAUUCUACAAUCCUCAGAGAGCAAGACUGAAAAUCCAUAUAACCUAGGAUAUGCAUACAACUUUAAUUAUGCUGUUGUCUUCAAUAUAAUUUUCUGGAUCAUGCUUGGACUGGUGAUAGCUGUGGUGGUUAUCUCCUACAAUCUGUGGAAUAUGGAUCCAGGCUAUGACAGCAUCAUUUAUAGAAUGACCAACCAGAAAAUUAGAAUGGAUUAACCUUUAAAUGAAAAUCUUAGAGGAGAAAUGCUUCUUCAGUAUUCUGGCAGCAUUCAGUAUGGACUCUUCAUAGUGUGAAUAUUUUUAUGAAGUAUACAUUUGUUUUGUGAGGAUAUAUUAAAGGGUAAUAGUGGGUAUAGCUAAUGUGCAGAGUUGAAAAUGAGCAGGACUACACAACCAUGAGCUAAUUCAAAUUGAAAUAUAUAUUUAUUCUACCCUGUGACCGUGCAGUGUGCAUUUUGCUGUAAGGGUGUUUCUUUAUAUUGCUUACGACUAAUAUUCUAUCAGUUUUCUUACACUGAAAGUUUAGGAUGUUUUCUUGAACUGUGUUAUAGAUAAAUAAAGUAAUUCAUGAUGUAAAUAUUUCAAAUGUUAGGAUUUUAAACCUAUUAAGCUUGAUUAUCCAUUGUAAAAGUUUCUUUAAGCAGAGGUACCUUUUUAAAAUACAACCUUGCUGUACAUGUACGUAUAUUCACCCUAAAUGUUUAUUCAAAGUUACUGUGUUUCUUAAAAUAAUGAAGUAGAAAUACUCAUGAAGGAAGAGAAAUACAUAUGGGUGCAGCAUCUGUAUUAAUAAUUGUAGGAAUGUAGGAUCUUGUGGUAUUUAUGAGUAGUGAAUUCUGAUGAAAAAUUCAGUUAUAUACCAUGUUCUUUUGUCACGUGAUCAGUUAACAAAUGGUACAUAGUGGCCUGUGUUCUGUACUUGACAUGAUGUAUUUCAGUUCUUGAUAUACGCUAAAAAACCCAAAAAGUCUGAUAUUUGAGUGGAAUGUUUUAUUGGGCAUCAAAUGCUAGGUAUAAACAUAGCACUGAAGAUGGUAUAGGCCUUGACAUCAAAUAGAAUCUGCUUGCAGUGCAGAAUUAAUAUUAAACAAAUGUAAUGGCUUGAGAUGUUUGAAAGAUUGUUGUUAUGGUAACACUGCACAAAUUCAUUUACUGUGAGGAACUGAACAGAUGUUCUACUACAGAGAAUAUAAAGUAUUUAGCAUAGAGAGUCAACUAACAUUCCAUUUGUAACUGUACUUAAUUAAAUGUUAUACUAGUGCAGGGGUGUCAAACUCGAUUUCAUUGAGGGCCACAUCAGGGUUGUGUUUGACCUCCAGAGGCCGGGGUGGGCGUGGCCAGCUUGACGUCACUUGUGUUGGGUGCGCCUGUGGUGGCCCAAGCACUCUACCAGUGAAAACAGGUACCCGAGCUCUAUUUUCAGCUCCUACAUCCUCCUGCAACCCUCUGCCAGAGAAAACAGAGCUCCGUUUUUGCCAGCAGAAGCACUGCGGGCCGCUCCUUCACUGUUUUCAGGACAGGCCUGUGGGCUAGAUCUAAGUACCCUGCAGGCCGGAUCUGGCCCCUGGGCCUUGUGUUUGACUCCCCUGUACUAGUUGUAUACAUUAAUAUUCUUUAAUUUACAAGGUUGGGUGCAUUGGUAUAUUGAUAUUCAACUGCUAUAAGAGGGAUGUCCAAUUUUCUUCUAGAUCUUGUAGGUGGCACUAUGAAUAUGCUAGGUCUUGGUUACUUAUGUUCUAGUUAAACUGUACAGGUGUAUUUUCAGUUAAUGUAAACACAUAUAGGUAAAAAAAUUCACAACCAUACACACGACUGAAAAUACUUGAAUUCUAGUUCCAGCUGGGACAAUAUUUCCCAUUGUAAAAACAUUUGUUUUGUUUUGCUUUGCUUUAGCUAUAUGAUCAGAAUUGUGAGUUAUAAUUUCUUUCUGAUGAAUCUGACCUCUUUAAAAAAAACAAAUUUCUCUCAGUAGUUUUUGGAAAAAAAGGAGUUGGUCUGCAGAUCUGAAAUUAAUCUGAAACUUGAGAAAAUAAAUAAUAUUUAACUGAUGUAUUUAAACAAGUUCCAAUUGGAAAACUGGCAAGUAAGGGACUGAUAUAAUAGUACUAUUACAUUAGUAACAUCAUAUAGUAUUAAAAAUAAUACUGUAGGCCACUAGCAAUAAUAGCAUGAUAGGGUCAAAAAUUAGACACUGGUUUCCCUGUAGUAGUGUCAGUUUAUAAAUUGUUCAAUACUGAUAUGAAUAAAAAGAUUUGUUAAGAGGUGAUGUCUAUAGGUUCUAAUAAUUCAUCUAAAACAGGUGUCAAACUUGCAGUGUCACGUUGCCAUCAUGUGAUGUAUCGUGCUCUUUUUACCCUUUGCGGAGCUGGGGUGGGUGUGGCCUGCGCGUGAUGCAUCUGGCCUGUGGGCCACCAGUUUGACACAUAUUGAAAUGAAUAAUUUCAAUAUUAAUAGAAUUGAUCAAUGUUAAUAUUGGCCUUGGAUAUGACAAAACAUCUGCUUUAAAACUCUUAAGCAUAAACUAUUCAGUGUAUUACUACAACAACUGAGAGAAGAUCAGUUUGCCCUAAUACUGUUGGCACAUCUGACACCAAAAUAUUUUUAACUUGGGCUAAAUUAUAAAGGAACGUUUGAAGGAACAACAUGUACUCAUUCAUAUUCAAGAACCUUAGCUUUACAGUUGAAGUUUGAAGAACUUAAUCAAAUAUUGCUCCUCUAAAUAUUAAUCCUAUACUGUAAUAGAAUCUUUUGAAAUGUCUGCUUCUGCUUCCGACUUUAAAAUAAUCAUGCAUGCAUUAUGGGAUGUUGGUAGCAUAAUGAAUAAGAUCUUUUUAAAAAAAAAAUUAAUAUGCUCUUCUGUAUUCAUACCCAGGCAAUCUUAAAGUAAAGGUAUGCCAUUUAUUUUCUGCAUAAUUAUCCAAUAUUGAAAUCCUUUUUCUCAAUCCUUUGGGAAAUAGUACUAUUUAGUUCAUGAGGGUUUGUUCCUAUAUAAGUAUGGAGAAAACUACAGCCCUUUACCUACUAGAUACUACUUUUAAAUUUAUUGUUUGGAAAACAAAAAGAAAUAUAUGUAAUUAUUGAGCCUAUUGUUAACUUAAAUUUAUUGGCUGUCCAACUGCAAUGGAUCCUUGGUUUCUUUGGGUUCAGAAUAAAUAUUUCAGUCGCUAAAUAAAGUUAUGUUCUCUAUACAAA